AUGGGGGAGCCAUCACUUUUUGAUAAAAUGAUCAACCAUCUCCGUGCAACUUCCAAGUAUUAUACUGGUUAUCCAAAGGAUCUUGGGCCAUCAAGGAUCAUCCAUUUUACAUCAGAACGUGAGUUUGUGCAGCUCCUUCACGAAGGCUAUCCCGUGGUUGUUGCAUUCACCCUCAGGUGUAAUCUCACAAAGCAUCUUGAUAGCGUAUUGGAGGAAGCCGCAGCCGAGUUUCAUCCGCAUGUAAAAUUUAUGCGUGUUGAAUGCCCAAAAUAUCCUGGAUUCUGUAUUACGAGGCAGAGGAAGGAAUAUCCAUUUAUAGAAAUAUUUCAUAGUCCCCAACAAACACUUAACCAGGGAAGGGUUGCUGAUCCAAAUAUUACAAAGUACGCUGUGAAAGUUCUACCUUUCAAUUACGACACUAGUGCCUAUGGAUUUAGAGAAUUUUUCAAGCGGCAUGGAAUACAGGUUUCAAAUCCACAGUGA
Messenger RNA from Prunus armeniaca (apricot), 483 nucleotides. The record is from the annotation of a GenBank genome assembly. Lineage: Eukaryota; Viridiplantae; Streptophyta; Magnoliopsida; Rosales; Rosaceae.